AUGCACAAAAAUCAUCACAAACAACUCUUCAAAACUUUAAUGCUUCAGAUAACAGUACCUUCAAUAUUUGAAAUAGAGUUGAGCCUGCCAACUGAGGUUCUUUUAUCAGGAUUCAGCUUAUACCCAGCUGCAGAUUCAAUCAUGGUCAUGUACAUAGUAUCUGAGUACAGGAACAAAAUUAAACGUGAUUGCGAUGGACUUGAAGUAACAUUGAACGGAAGAUUUUACAGAAAUACUGCUCGGUUUGUGGAAAUUCGUGUGCUUUUGCAAAACGAAUCGCGUGGAACACUCAGGAAACCAGACGACAGGGUCGUUGUGACCUGGAUAUUGAAGUUAUGGAAGUUCAUCAUUAAUUCAGACGGUCGUUCAUCCUGUAUAGUUGGUAUAGGCCAAUCAGCCCGUCAACUUGAAAAAUUACCUUGUUAG
This is a messenger RNA of Caenorhabditis briggsae, 426 nucleotides long. The record is from RefSeq and is a predicted model, not a curated record. NCBI's taxonomy places the organism in Eukaryota, Metazoa, Nematoda, Chromadorea, Rhabditida, Rhabditidae. The transcript is spliced from 2 exons. The coding region runs from base 1 to 426 and encodes 141 amino acids.